Molecule: messenger RNA, 1302 nt
Organism: Oncorhynchus tshawytscha (Chinook salmon)
Lineage: Eukaryota; Metazoa; Chordata; Actinopteri; Salmoniformes; Salmonidae
Product: CB1 cannabinoid receptor-interacting protein 1
Exons: 3
Coding region: 141-632 (163 amino acids)
Biological process (GO): negative regulation of signaling receptor activity
Cellular component (GO): plasma membrane
Molecular function (GO): type 1 cannabinoid receptor binding
Source: RefSeq, a predicted model, not a curated record
GUUUUACCCUUUUUGCCAGCUGUACACGUCACAGCAUCCUCUCUCUGGUGCGGUUGGAAAUGCACCAUUGCUGCAUCAUUCCGCUUUCUCUUUAAUAAUUAUAGGGUGCCCCCGAGACCAUAAUAGGUUAUAUUUCAGUCAUGGUCGACGAUGUUCCACCGAUUAUAAACAUUUCUAUCGCUCUAAAAAUUCAACCCAAUGAUGGACCGGUGUUUUUCAAGGUGGAUGGGACCCGAUUCGGCCAGAGCAGGACAAUAAAAUUGCUUACAGGGUCGAAGUAUAAGGUUGAGGUGGUUAUGAAGCCGGGCAAUGCUGAUGCCGCCACCAUGAACAUCGGAGGUAUCACCCUCCCUCUGGAGCAGCAGUCCAAAGACGAAGAGUCAGUGGUGUACCAUGGACAUUAUGACACAGAGGGAGUGCCUCACACCAAGAGUGGGGACAGGCAACCUGUCCAAGUCAGCAUAGAGUUUGGAAAGGCGGGCCAAUUCGAGACAAUAUGGCAAGUAAAGUACUAUAACUACUACAAGCGAGACCAAUGCCAGUUUGGGAACAAAUUCGUCAAUAUCGAGUACGAAUGCAAGCCCAAUGAGACGCGCAGCCUGAUGUGGAUCAACAAAGAAGUGUUCAAUUGAGGAGCACCAAUCAACUCCUCCUUCAAACAAGCAGAGGAGAUGAGUUGCACACAAUAACCCUUUUUUACCAUCAAGUUCAGAGGAAAAAGCCUUACUGUAGGCAUGCGUUUCAAGUCACUGAGCACCAUAAUUGUCUGUUUUAGAGAAAGGGGGGAAGUUAUCUACCAGUCUGAUCUCGGGGUGGUUGUUCUUUGAUUGGUUUUAAUCAAGACACAUGGUCAGGUUGUUAUCAGCAAUCUCAUUGGGAAUCACAGCUAUACAACAUCUGCUGUGUUACUCUGAGCUCUGGUCACACGAGCUGAAGCUGUGGCCCUCCUGGACCAGGUUUGAAGACAGUUGCGGGUGAAAUGUAUCUAGCCUUUGAACAGCUGUCUACUUCUGAACAGCACAAUUGUGAUUAGCCUAUAAAGGUGUGAGACAGUUUUUUUGUUAAAACUUCUAUAUUAUUUUAUGGAGAUAUUCUAUAAUCUAUUAAGUGCUUCUAUUUCUGUAAUGUUGUGGAUCACUAUCAUUGUUUUGUCUCAGUUUUGUCUGUAAAUGCAUGGAUGAAUAAUCCUAUGCCUAAAGGUUUUGUUCUUCAGAUGCAAAAUUAUAUGAGAUUGCCUAAAAUGUUCAGUUCUGUUAUAUAUGUAAUUGAAAAGUGUGGAAGUAAAUAUACCCAUACCAGUUA